ACUGGGGGAUGUGUGGGAAGACACUCCACAUCCUCUCUCUCGCUCUCUCUCUUCAUUUCCUGCUGGGUGACGGUCCUCCCCCUCCCCCUGCCUGUAAACACACCCACAGCCUCCAGUGAGAGGAGGACUGGGAGCGCAGGAGGAGGACCGUCAUUGAGGAGCAGCAGAGCCUUGGCGCAGGAGCGACACCUCCAAACAUCACCGCUCAUCCUUUUACGCCGAAACGCGUCAAAUUUUCUAUUAUUUUCAUUCAAAUACAGAAGAGAUCUGUAGAGCACCAAGUUUAGGUCGUUAUCGGGGCACAAAACGUCCCCAUACUGUCCGUUUCUCCGCCAGCAUUUUCGGGAAUAAACGCGGAGUUGUUCACACUCCACGGGCGCAGGCUUGCAUCGUGGCUCAUCCAGAAGUGGCAUGUUCGAGGGAUACUGCGGGCACUAUUGAACUCCUGCUUUCACCCAAAGAGGUAAAUUUAACUCUCAAUCCCACCUUUAUAAAUCAUCAUUCUGAUUUUUCUAAUAAACAUCAACGACUGCAUCCUUUUCUGCUCAGCCAUUAAAGGGAAACUCAACCAAGACGCACAGAAACCAUAUGAAUGCAGGAGGGAGUAUCAUUGAAACCCAUUCAUACUUCAAAUUUAAUCAUAUUUCUAAGUUUGCUGCAAACUUUUAUUGUAUGUUUCUGCUGUUUGCACUACUGUUGCUACAGAUUUCCUCCUAAUCCUUUGUGCGCCUCGUCCCUGCGUUUUCCUGCGUUUUUGAGAUGUUUGACAUAUUUUAAAGGCUACAUCAGGUGUGCCACGCUUUUCCUCUGCGGUGUGAAUUGAUCGACAGUCGGAAUUUUCCUUGAAACCUCACUCAGAUGUUGAUUUGAAGCCCCUAAAUCACAGACUUAAACAGAUGCAGACGCACAGAUCAAUAUCCAGACUCUUGGCUUCUUGUUUGCAUCUUGUUAAAAUUAUCUCCUCAGAGCAGCAGAUGUACAGAAGAGGCUCACAGAAAUGUUGCUGGUGUUUACUUUUGAAGUCGCUCCCUCCCAUCCCUCUUCCUGCAUGAGUCUCUGGUUGACUGUGAACACCUGGCAAUGAUUUUAAACAGACUGAGAGGCAGCCCAGGCUCUCAGAUAGAGAGAGCAGAGUGUGUGAGCUGCGAAUGGUGUGUGUGUGUGAUUCCUCAGUGUGGCAUGUAUGUGCUUACAAGAUCUGUGAAAGACGUCCAGCUCUGGCAUUCACGCUCACACUGAUGUCAUAUUUUCUUUCUGCUUCAAAGACAGUGAUUGUAGAUAAAACUGAUGUAAUUGUAGAGCUGUAAUAACUCCAUUAGAUUAUCAAGGAAUCCCUGGAUUGAUAGUUUAACUGUUAAAUUUGCAUCCUAGAGCCUGAUUUGUUAUCUUAAAACUACUAAAGUUCGACUAUUUAAAACCUAUAGAUGGUUAAGUUACUUGAUCUGUUGAAAAGAAAAUUGCAAAUCAUGAUGCUGACUGAAGUAAUGUGGUUUAUUUCGCACUAUUUUUGACUGGAGUUCAGUCAAAUGUUGGAGAAAUUGUCAAAUAGAUUCCUCUAUCAAAAAGAUGAUGUUUGUUUUGGUUUUAGCUGAAAGAUGAGUCAUUAAAGCGUGUUUUUUCUCUUUUAUUGAGGAGUUUCAGCAAGAUUUUAAUUAGCAGGGUUCAUUUCUUGUGCUGCAACACCGCUCUUCACUCUUAUCAUACUCUCACAUAUUGACUUAAACAUCUGGCUAAUUACUGUUCUUCAUCAUAGCUACGUACAGUAAAUGAUUUUAAAAUGCCUGUGCCAAUGCUACUACUUAUAUAUAACCCUACAUCUCGCAACAUAAUGAAUUUGUGUGACAGUAAAAGGACGGAUCGUUUGUACCAACUUGUUAGUUUUAAUGGCUGAAGUCCUCAAACUUUUAAAAGUUUUCCUUCAUACUUUGUCAUGGAUUGUCAUGAAGGGAAGAAUUGCUUUUUGUCACAGUAACUCCAGUGCAAAUAAGCAGAAAGAGGAUAGAUAAAAUAAGUAAAAAUAAGUAAAAAUAAAGAGAUAAUAUACAAGUAUGUACACUAUAUACCACAUAAAAUAGUAAAGUAUCAUGCAUGUAAAUAGUAAGCGGAUGCCAGGUAAAGACUACUGACUGAGGGUGUCAGACUCGCUCUGCAGAUAACAGUUUGAUGUAUUCAUGAGCCGAUUUGUGAUCUAACAAAGUGGCUGUUUUGUCUCAAAGUGUCAUAACAAGUGAACAUUGUCAACCAGUUCCUGAGCGUGGCAUCUGAAAAAUGCAAAUUGACUAUCAUUCUGUAAGUGUUAAAGCCUUAUGUCAGAUAAGCUUUACAUCCAUUUAUAUCAUGCAUCAGAAAAUCGAUUCUUCCAGCCUGAAGCAGUUCUCUCUCUCUUAACUUAGGAAAGUUGUGAAACACGAGACGCCAGUGUCCGCCAGACAGUUGUCAGGAAUUCCACAGUGACUUGUUCCCUCCAGGAUGUUUACUCUUGACAACCAGAUUGGAGCAAUAAAGUGAUCUGAGUGGUUUUACAGGUUGUUAGAAUCUUAUUUUGUCAAUAAUCUGCGUUUACAUGCUCUAAACAACGUUUAUAAUGUAUGGUAUAAUCUUCAAAAAAAGCCUCUCGCUGCACAGAUGUUGGGUUCAGGCUCAUUAGUAACAAUACACAAAAUCUCAUUUAAAUUACAAAUAUAUGAAGACGGGGUUUUAGGACCUGCAGGCCUGGUGGGUAAUCCAGGCUUAAUCCUUUUGAAUGCAAAUUGUGUGAAUACCUGCUUUACUGCUCAGCUCUCCUUUUACUGUAUGUGUUGGUAUGCUUGUGAGCUCUUUCACCCCUGGGAAAAAUGUGUUUAAUUCGAUGUAAAAACAAGUUUAUACAGGAGGAAUUUCUAGGAAGGAUAUGCAUUUUAUCCUGUAGUGGUAGAAAAGACCGUGAAACUGCUUUUGCAGGUGGUUUAAAUUGCAGUGAGCGCAUCACAAAGCUUAAUAAUUAGCCUUGGACAAAUUAAACAAGUUUUUAAAUGUGACUCAGACUGUUUUUUUGCCAAAACAGACCAUUUUCUGUUUAUUUUUCUCAGGGUGACAUUGUAAAAACUGUGAUUUUCAAAUUAAGGGGGAUAGUUGUUUCAGUUAAUUGAGAAACAGAUUUGACUUAACUGUGGAUGUUUGAGGUCUGGCUGGUCCUUUAAUUUGAUUGUUUCAAAAAAGAGCUGUGACACCAACAUCAGCUCUAAUAUUUUAGCUUUUUUUUUCCAACUACAGAGUGAUUUUAUUUCUUUCUUUGCUCAGACACUUUACUUUUAUACACCACUUUACAUUUCUAGACUCAUGUUUUGGCUAAAAUUGAAUCCUCCUUCAUUUCCAGCCCAAUAAAAAUACACACUAACACAAGAAAACUAGGAACAGCUGUUUGCAAUAAGCCCUGUAUGAAUUUUAAAUCAAUGCAAGUCCACUGAAGAGGUCCACUCAAUCCCCAAACAAGCUGAUUAGACACGAACAAGAUAGCUAACCUUAGCUGCUGCUCGACUCACAGCCUCUCCUAGCAAAACUGCAACAGUAGAAACCCCAUACCUCGACUUAAAUCUCCAAUUUUAACCAUCUUGACUGAAUGAAGAAAGUUAAAGUCCUGAAAUACUAAAAUGAAAACACUGCUGACUGUCCUCUGCAUUUGGCUUGUGUUAAACAGUUAGCAUCACACUGUUGUUGUUUGCUAACGCCACCUUUUAGCUCACCUCACCUCAGCUUGUUUGUUAUGUGCCAAACUCCUGUGUAGGCUUCUGCUUUCAGGAAUAGAAACAAUCCUUUUAAAAUCUCUCAUGUAUUAACAUAUUUAAGAUUAAAAAGUGCUUCUCCGAUACUUUAUAUUUACCCGAACAAUGCUAAACUAUCCCAAAGGCACUGAGAUACAUCCUCAUUUGAAAUAAACACCUCUGUUUUUAAUAGUUUUUCCAUAUUCCUGUUGGACUCCACCAAACUGUUUCUGCCUCUGAAUUUGGACUACUCAGGAUUAUAUCAGUCCAUGCAAAACCUCUCAAAUUAAUUAGGUCUUCUGACUAGUUCAAAUUAGAAAACAUAAGCUGCAGUAUCAGUGGUGUGAGUGAAGCAUGUGUGUGUGUGUGUCGGGGGUGUGUGUGUGUGGGAGGUGAAACAUGCAGGUGAGAGAUAAUCAUUGUAGCACAGCCAGAGGCCAGAGAAUGACGGGUUUGCCAGUUUUUAUCAGAGCUGGAAUGCAAUAAAUCCUGUUGAACCAACACUGCUGUUGGUUUUGUAUUUCAAUAGGUUUUGCUAAUUCAUUUUCCUUCAAGUUUGGUCAAAUCCAGACUUCAAUCCAUGCUUAAAAUAAAAACUUAAAAGAGGACGGAUCUAAAGACACAAGAGUAGAUUCUAAGACGAAAGAUAACUUCAGAAUGUUUGGUAUUUGUCUUUCUUUAAACUUAAUCUCAGGAUGGUCAUCCUUUUGUCCCUUUCAAACACAUACUAAACCAGAUUUUUCUUUGAUGAGUCAUUGAGAAAAGAAUAAUAGGACUCACAGUCAUGCUAACCACGAGCAUAUGUGAGGCUGUUACUAAGUGUGGAGAAACCUUGAGCCUUAAGCUAAUAUCAUGAAACUAACUUCGCUUUGUUAAGGAGGUUUUAAUCAUAAGCUGUGUUCUGAUUCAGGGGUAGAGUCCUACAAAGGACUUGGCCUUAAUAGCUUUGAGCUGAAAAAUAUAAAUACAGACUUAACCCUUAUUUACUUAUUGUUGUGUGUCUUACGGCGAGUAUCAGGAAAUCAUUAGUUUAAAGUUUUUAUUUCUACAACCAACAAUAAUAAAAGACAAACUGUGUCAUCAUCCAGCUCAGCUUAUUUCUUUUUGGGAGGCAGGUGAACUUAUCUGUUUUACUUUGGUUUUCCUCACUUAUCUGAAACAGCACGUCUUAUUGAAUCCUCGAGAGGACAUACAGAAAGGUCAAGAAAAAGCCAUAGCAGCUGGUAAAAAAAUGUCCCAAUACACUAAAAAAGUCCAGACACGUCAGUGGAGUCCAUUUGCCACUCCACCAAAUAUGUAUAUUCAUCAUCCUACUUGAGAGUAUGCCAUCUUUUCUGAAUGGGUAUUAAAUGAAUAAAGGGACAUAGUGCUUCAUGAAUCCUUUGUGGUGUAGAAAAGCAAAGAUUUAUGAGUUGUCCUUAUCAGAAAUAAUGACUUUUAAAUUGCCUCAUUCAAAGGAUCCAGCCCCCUGAAAUGAAAAGUAGCUACAGUUUGUCCCGUAAGAAUUCAAAAUUGCUUUAACCCUUUAAUGCCUUUUGUAUCAUAUUUGAUACAAACUUUUAUGAUACUACUCUUAAAUCAAUAUGAUUGACAAAUAACUGAAAAAACACCUGAAUACAGUCUGAUAAAUGCUAAAAAUGUCCUUGUGGUGUAUCAUUUCCAAAAACAUCUAAUGUAUCAAACAAGAUAAAUAUAUAUAUGUGUUAAAUUUUAAAGGUAUUUGAUAUUUUUGUUUUUCAGUAGUAAGUAAAAUAAACAUUUCAACUCCAAAAAAAUUACAUUUUCUGGCCAUAAUUUGUGGUUUCAGGCAUUAAAGGGCUAAAUGCGAGUUAUAGCAAGGUUAAAUAUUUGCUUUUUUAUCCAGGUGAUUCAAGAGACAGAGUCAUACUGUCACAGUUUGUUUGACUAAGACAUAAAUUUCCGCUCUGACCGAGUUGUAUCAAGUAUCCGGAAAAAGACUGACACAGUUUUUUCCAUGGAUACUCUCUUAUCUUCACUGUUCACAUAGAAAUGAAAACAGGUGAUUCUUCAUUUCCACUGGCUUCCUUAUCUAUAUUUCAGUUUUGACCCCAUGGUUAAAAGCAAUGCUUGUAAAUUAUGCAAAAACAUGUUGCAGGUGUUGUUAUCCACUGUAACAGAGGAGCUGCUUUCAGUAGUUGAAUUGAAAUUGAAUUAUGUCCCUGAAAGUCUGAACAUACAACAACAACCUGUGUCUACUGAGCCCAAAGAAAAGCUUUAGGGACACUGCCUGGCACAAAGCCCUGUUGGCCUUUCAUUUUGAUGCACAGGGUUCACACCUGAUUGUCUAUUCAUGAGGCGGCACUCAGAGGAUUUUGGGGCAGCUGAUGCAAUUUAAAGAAAAUGGAAACAGUCCUCUCCUCCCAGCUUACGUGCUGCAGAGGAAUCAUUUAUGACCCCUGGGAGUGUUUGAACUCUAUUUGUCUUUAAGUAAUGGUUUACGAAAAAUCUAUUUCACCUCCUGAAGGUUUGUAAAAGAUUUUCUCACCAGCAGAGAAAAAGUGGCCGUUGUGGUCAGCUUGGUUUCUGCUAGUUCCUAUCAAUAACAGGGAGCUUUUAAAGACAAAAAUGGCAUCAGAACAUUUGUGUCUUUUGAGAGAGUGAAAAUAAAGACAUUUUUGACAUCAUUGGCUGAUGGUUUUCUCAAAAGAUUUGAGAAUAUGCAGCUUUUUUGUUUUACAGACUUUAACUGUCUGCAAGCCCACUUAAAGAAUCUGUCAGCCGUGUAAGUACAAGGUCAGAUGAGGACUCUGCACCCCUGGAAACAGAGCGUAUGAGGCGCUUGACAUAUCUGGAAAUUGGUUGGAAUGAAAGCUAGCUCUGAGCGAGGACAAGGCAAGGACAGUGAGGAUGGGAGCUGUGACUUUCUGGAGGGGGAGAGUGGAGUAAAUUCUGUGCAUUUCUCAGAGGCUUAAAAGACUCCUGCUGUCUCUUUCUUUCCCCUCGUCUUAAAGAGCUCUGUGAAAGGACUCUUACAUGUAAAUUGUGGUAUCUCCAAACGAAGGGGAUUAGCAGCGCCCAGGAUUGAAAUGGAAAAGCCUCCCAGUCUCUGCGUGGAAGACAAGUGUUAUCUACUUGACCUUCCUAACUCCCAGAAGUAUGCUGUUUUGCAACUUGUAAUCACUGGAUCUCUUGCUAAAUGUCUCUAUCUCUCAGGGAGGAUCGCAAUACUCUCCGAAAAAUGCACAUCAUUCAUCACAUUAUGGCUGGGCUGCAGAAUAUAAUAUCACAGUCUGUGUGAAUACACAAUAGUUAUGCCUGAGAGUACAAUUUAAUAAGGAAAACGAGGCCUUUUUUAAUAUUCAAGCUGUCUGCUUUUGCUUGACUCAUCACAGUAAAAAAUUACAUCUCUUCUGAGUAACAUCAUCAAGCUGAUUUAUAGUGAUGGCACCCUGCUUCUGCACAAAGGCAUACAGUAUAUUGCAGUGUAAAAUCACAGUGCAGUAAUGACAGGAAUGAAUACCUCAAUAUUUUAAGGUUUUUUUUGCCGAUAACAAUUGAGGGCAUGUUGCAUCUCCCUAAAAACGAGCAUCAUCUUUGUUUUCGAAGCCAAAGAACCUCCAUGCGAGAGACUUUGAUCCACAUCCAGCAAUCAAAUCAGAAAGCCUCUAUUUUGAAGCUGGUGGGGCUUGUGUUUUGUCUCAUGGUACUGUUUUAAAUUUCAGCCAUGAAGGUAGUUACUCUAGUUUAGCUUGUUAAGGCAUGUACAGAGUUAGGGACCGUGUCCACUCAGGCCUUUUUUUUGGUCAUGGGCUUUUCAUUGGCAUUUCCUGUCACCAGGUUCCAAGAGUUGUCCUACAGCACUUAUGCUAAUCUUAGUCCCGCCCCUUUUGAUCCUGAUUGAUGAUUAAGAAAUGAUAUUAUUGGACGCAGUGGUGUCCCAAAAGGUGAACCAAUUUCAACUGAGAGGGCGUUUUGCUCUGAGAAUGCUAAACUGCACUUGGUUUGCCAGUGGACACAGUCCCUUAAUCAUCAGUAUCAUCAGAUAUGAUCAUUUCUACUAACAUGUAUUAUGUCAGAAAUAGACAGUAGAUAUUGGGUCUUCAUUUGGUGUAAUUAUUUAUUGGUAUUGAUAUCAGUAUUGACCAGAAUGCAUUGAAGAUAUUUACAGUUGAGAUAUCAGUCAAAAUCCACUAUCGCACAUCCAAUGCAAGGAAACAGUUGUGUUUUUUACUUCUGUUGGAGAAAAUUCCUGCUAUUCAUUACCAAGUAUUUUCAACUGGAACAGAUGUGCAUACUUCAGACAAACUUUAUCUUGAAUGGAGAAAAGCUAGGAGAUCAAUUACAGAGAGAAUACUCAAGGAGGAUGUUAAAGAUCUUCAGUGAAUUGAGAUAGAGUUCAAAUGAUUGAAUAAAAAUGCCUUAAAUCGCGUUUCUUUCCCUCCGCUGUGUCUUGACAUCAAACAGACUCACAUGUCAUUACUGAAAGCUUGCCCCCUCUUUACGGGAAACUCAUUAUUUUGUUGCUAAACACUUAACUGCCACCAAGAGAGUUUUAAAAUGUUCCUCAACAAGCAGAUAUAAUUGUGGUGAGUCAUUCUUUCAACAGAGGACCUUCCCCUUGGGUGUCAUACUGGCACGGCAAAGGCAUUCUUUGAUUGAAUUUCAAAACUGUAAUGUUUUUUUUCAUGGAUAUUGAAAAGGACUGGAGCUGUUAAAGAGACUAUCUCUGCUCUGGGCUGCAUUAAAAAAGCCUCUUUUAGUGAUUAGAUCAAUUUGAUAAUGGUAACAACCUCCAGCAGAAAACUGAGAGAGUAUUUUGAUGAGUGUAUCGGCUGAAAUGCAACGAGGAUAAUGUGUCUGUCGUGUACAGCCCACACCAUGACUCACACGGCCAUUAACAAAACCCAGAGCCUUGUGUAAUGGACUUUAAACAUGAAAUGCAUUCAAAUAAGGUUUUUUUUUCUUUUCUUUUUCAGGAUUCAAUGAAAAUGUCCGUGUGCGUCCAUGAGAACCGGAAAUCCAGAGCCAGCACUGGCUCCAUGAACAUCUACCUGUUCCACAAGUCCUCCUACGCCGACAGUGUCCUCAUGCACCUUAACUCACUGCGGCAACAGCGGCUCUUCACAGACGUCCUGCUGCAUGCUGGAAGUCGCUCUUUCCCCUGCCACCGUGCCGUGCUGGCCGCCUGCAGCAGAUACUUCGAGGCCAUGUUCAGUGGUGGGCUGAGGGAGAGCCAGGCCAGCGAGGUCGACUUCCGAGACUCCAUCCACCCGGAGGUUUUAGAGCUCCUGCUGGAUUACGCCUACUCAUCACGUGUGGUCAUUAAUGAAGAGAAUGCAGAAUCGCUCUUAGAGGCUGGAGACAUGCUGGAGUUCCAGGACAUCCGGGAUGCCUGUGCCGAAUUCCUAGAAAGAAACCUUCAUCCGUCAAAUUGCCUCGGCAUGCUGUUGCUGUCCGAUGCCCACCAGUGCACCAAGCUGUCAGAGCUCUCCUGGGGCAUGUGCCUCAGCAACUUCCCUGCUAUUUGCAAGACAGAGGACUUCCUCCAACUGCCCAAAGAUAUGGUAGUGCAGCUUUUGUCACAUGAGGAGCUGGAGACAGAAGAUGAGAGACUGGUUUAUGAAGCUGCCCUGAACUGGAUCAACUAUGACCUGGAAAAGAGGCACUGCCACCUCCCAGAGCUUCUGAGAACAGUUCGUCUGGCGCUGCUUCCAGCUAUCUUUCUCAUGGAGAACGUUUCCACAGAAGAGCUGAUCAACGCUCAAGCCAAGAGCAAGGAGCUGGUGGAUGAAGCUAUCCGGUGUAAGCUGAAGAUCCUACAGAAUGAUGGUGUUGUCAACAGCCCAUGUGCCCGACCAAGAAAAACCAGCCAUGCCCUCUUUCUUCUGGGUGGGCAGACCUUUAUGUGCGACAAGUUGUACCUGGUAGAUCAGAAAGCCAAAGAGAUUAUCCCCAAGGCUGACAUUCCCAGCCCUAGAAAGGAGUUCAGUGCAUGUGCCAUUGGCUGUAAAGUGUACAUUACAGGUGGAAGAGGCUCUGAGAAUGGCGUGUCUAAAGAUGUGUGGGUCUAUGACACAGUCCACGAGGAAUGGUCCAAGGCGGCACCUAUGCUCAUUGCAAGGUUUGGUCACGGUUCUGCUGAGCUGAAACACUGCCUCUACGUGGUUGGAGGUCAUACUGCUGCGACUGGAUGCCUUCCAGCCUCCCCAUCAGUAUCACUCAAGCAGGUGGAGCAGUUCGACCCGGUGGCGAACAAGUGGACCAUGGUUGCUCCUUUGAGAGAGGGUGUGAGCAAUGCAGCAGUGGUCAGCGUCAAACUCAAGCUCUUCGCUUUUGGAGGAACAAGCGUCACCCAUGACAAGCUGCCUAAAGUGCAGUGCUAUGAUCCGCAGGAAAACCGAUGGACUGUUCCUGCAUCCUGCCCGCAACCUUGGCGUUACACCGCCGCUGCCGUGCUUGGAAACCAAAUCUUCGUCAUGGGCGGGGACACCGAGUUCUCAGCAUGCUCGGCCUACAAGUUCAGCAGUGAGACCUACCAGUGGACUAAGGUUGGGGAUGUAACAGCCAAGCGGAUGAGCUGCCAGGCUGUAGCAUCGGGGAACAAACUGUAUGUGGUGGGCGGGUACUUUGGCACGCAGAGGUGUAAAACUCUUGACUGCUACGACCCCACAUUGGAUGCUUGGAACAGCAUCACUACUGUGCCCUACUCGCUUAUUCCCACUGCGUUUGUCAGCACCUGGAAACAUCUGCCUGCUUGAGCCCCCAAAACACCCCUGAUACCCUUUUCAUGAGGUAAGUUUGAAACCUGAUGUUUAUCUCUCUGUUUGACUGGGGAACUCCAGUGUUACAAAAAAAAAAAAGAAAAAAAAACCCACACACAGAGCAGUAACUCAGCUCUGCAGAUGAUGUAGAAGAGAAUCAGUAAAUAGUCUGUGUUCACUUUGAAGUGUUUAAGCUUUCAACCAUCUGCAAAACAUGGAUGCAGUUUGAUGUAUCAGCUAAAUCAGAAUGAACUUAAGAUCUGUCGUCAUUACUUUGCUUAGAAAAAACUUAACUUCAGCAAAAUCUUUAUGGCCACGAUCCUUCUUUUUACAGUUUUCUUUAGAUCCCCAGAAUAUUUUAACUAUACAAUUUACAUAUCUGUUGACCUGUUGCUCACACAGUCUCUCACUGAGGGGUGAAUCUCUUCCUAUCUUUACUUCUUAGAGGCUCAGCCUCUCUACAAUGGCUCUUUUCAUAUCCUGUCAUGUUACUAACAUCUUACAAAUUAACCUAAUUGGUUAGGGGACAUGCCUCUGGGUGUUUUUAGCAAUACAAAACUUUUUCAGUUUUUCGUUGUUGGCUUUUUUAAAAUGCAUUUCUGCCAUCAGAUUUAAAACAAGCAUACAUUUUUAAUAAAAUACAAAAUCUAAAUAAUUAGCAAACCAUCAACAGCUGUUCUUAUCUUCAUUUCACACGCCAUGUUUGGGGAAUUUGGAUUGGACAAGCUGACAUCAGUAAUGAGGUAUUGAUCAGAUGCUACCUUUAAGGCUUUUGAAUUGUCAGAAUAAUAGAAAUGAUGACAAAAUCGGCUCAGUCUUUUAGGGACGAGAGGAAGUAUCUCUGGAGGAGGGAGGCUGAACCUCUGGGGGGGGGGCCUGAUAGGGGAUUGUGUGCGUUAGUUAAGUGAGUUAUGUGGCUGUGGGGAUGUGCUGAAGGACACAGAGGGUAAUUGAAAGAGAAUAGGAUACUUUUAUUGCUCCUGUGGGGGAAAUCCCUCUAAGCAGGGAAAAGGGGGUCUGCCAAUUAGACAAGCCACACACCAGCAGGCUACAACACCCUGGCGAGGCUAAUCCACUCUCAGUCGCCUUGCUUUGAUGAGGUUAUGGUCUUUACACUGGGUGAGAGGGAGGCAGCCGGGCGACUCACGCCGUGUCGGAAACCAUUCAUCAUCAGUUACAAGCAGUGGCGGCUGAGAGAAGUGGCAGCAGGAGGAAGCGAGAAGGACGACUUGCAGGGUUAGAAAGCGCCGGCGCCCCCUCCUCUGCUCAGUCAGGCACACAUCAUCCCUUCAGAGCAGCGGUCUUGCUCUGAAAAUUCACUCUUUAACUUGACCAUCUCCUCUGCCUCCAUCAUGUAGUCUUGGCCUCAUUCAAACCCUGCUCUCCUGCUCUGAUGAUGAACAGCCAAGACGUAUGUGGAGCAUGGGUAGUCAGCUGGCAAACCUGAGCUUUCCUCUUGCUGCAAGCUCUCGAUCACAUCGCAUCUCACAGUCUCCGCGGCCCACACUGAUGCCCCCUCACAUGCCCAUGAAGGCAGUCCUUUUCAUUUAGCUCCAUUUGAUGAAAUGGCUGGAGGCCCUCAGCUCCUGAGAAAGAAAAGGAGGGAAUUAGAGUGACUCCCCAGCCGUCCAGAACAGCACAGCCUCCAAUUUGAUUACACCAGGAAGCAGCUCAGAGCAGCUUCACUGUGAUGUCCCCCCCUCUCCACAGGAUGAAAACUGUUUUAAGACUCAUUAUUCUUUUUCUUUUCGGUGACUCAUCUUUGAAAGGAAGAGACUAGACUGAAGGUUUUAACUAUCUCUAAGCCAGUGCAACACAAUGCUCAGGGAGGGAAAUAAUCCUACUGCUGACUUAAUACUGAAUUUGUUUUCUGGAGCGCCCGCCUAUCAUUGCAACUGACAGUCUACUCGUCGUGAAUAGCAAAAAAAUUGUGCAGGGAAGAAAAAGAAAGCUUACUGUUUAGGAAUGAAAAGAGAAGGAAGUAUUUUAGACCUCAGAGGAAGAAAGAAGAAGUCUCUGGGUUUUUUCUCAUGGGAACAUCUUGUCUGAGAUUCCUCCUUUUGGAUUUUUUCUUCCCUUGAAGGUUUGAAUAGAAGUGUCAAAAUCAAAUAACACCGAAUAUAUGACUCGCUUCCUUGUGGUUUUCAACGUCGCUGGAGUUCAGAUAUGCGGAAACUAUUUACACACAGAGACACUAUUAUGAGUAACGUGGAUCAUAUGACCAACCAAAUAUUCAUUCAUUGUUAAAGCCUGAGAAGAGUGAAUACUUACUCCAUAAUGUGGCUAAAUGAGUAAAAGUAGUCGUUCACUGAAUUAACUCUUUAUCAACUCUACUGGCUUUUCAAAUUCCCAUAAUAUUACACAAGUGACACAGACCAGGUUAUGGACACAGUUUUAGGUGGAUAAAUUGUCAUUUUGUGAGAUAAUCUGCUUACUUACAGUAAAUAUAUAAGAGCCUAUUUUUGAAAUAUGAAGCUACAACUAGCUACCUGUUAGCAGAAACCUUUGGAAAUUUCCAUUUAUGAAGAAAAGACAGUACAGAAGAGGAUUAGGGCCACUGGAAGAAAACAGGUCCAAUCUAUGAGGAAAAAGUCAGAAUUUUGACUUUAAUCUCACAAUUCUGACUUUUUUCUUGGAAUAAAAAUAAUUUUAAAAAAUGGAAAAAAAAAAAUCUUAUUUGUUACAGUGGCCCUAACUCAUCUGUAACAUAGCCUCUAGGGCUGGGACGAUAUACUUUUUUCGAUUCUUCUACGAUUUUCUGAAAGCCAAUUCGAUUUAAAUUGCGAUUCUAUGAUAUUGUCAAUUUUGUUGAUUUUUAACACCAGUGAAACAGUUUAAUGAUUAUGAUUGUCUACUGACUGUUCCAGGAACCAUAUUUCCCAAAAAAUACACAUCACAUUUCAGUCAGUUUUUAAGAUCUAUCCUUAAAUUUGAAAAAAAAAAAAAGAUUUUUGAACAAAAAAUUGUGAACUAAUGGGAAUUGAUUUUUUCUCCCACCCCUAAUAGCCUCCAGUUAAAAGCUACUUCUAACUUAAUGUAAUUAUUUGGCUGUAAAGGGCAAAAGUUAGCUCGCUCUUCCUUUUAAACUACUUUGUAAAAUGAGAUAAAGGAACAAAAGCUUUUAUUCCACAGAGAAGAAAGUGCUCUCUAGGUUCACUUAUUCACUCAGAAGAAAGAGAAAGGUCUUCUGUAGGCUACCUACAAAUGCAGAUAGCUGAUUGUGUUACACUCACAUUAGCCACGUAGCACGGCUAUAACCACCCGUGCUGCAUGAAUAAGUAUGCUUUAAGUGAAAGCUUUAAGAAUCGAAAGGUCAGAGUGAAACUCUGAGAGUAAAACACACUCGUGUGGAAAAAAUGUGGUGGGCUGAGGUGGAGAGAAAGAAGCUUGACGGCCAGACUGUGCUGAGGAAAUAGAGUAGGUGGAUUCACAAAAUCUAUUAGCCUAGUGGGAGCUGCACAGUUGUUACAACAGCAACAUUUUCACAAUGUAAAAUACUAUUAUGCUGCUUACAUUUUAGCCAUCAAUAUGUGUUGAUUAAUUUCAAAGGCAGCUGCACUUUAUGUGAGUCGUGUAUGAGAUGAAAAGAAAUGAACAGUGUGAGCCUCAGAAGACAAAAAUGAGCAGCAGACUGAGAAAAUCACAGCACUGUUGCUGUGAGUUUUGUUAUUUUUCUGGUAUUAAUUGAGUUCCUUCUCUGUACACCUCCAGAGAAAAACAUUUUGAGAAAUAACACUUUGAGAAGGGACUCAGGUGAUCAAGAAGCAUUAUGCAUGAGUAUGUUUCCCUAAAUGUGUCUUGUUGUGUUUUGUACUUUGAAUAAUUAACAAAUCACCUUUGCACCGUUGAAUAUUUCAUCGCUCUCAGGGUUUAAUAGUCCAUCUAAUUAUUUCAUCUAAUGAGUUAUUCUUUUCCUCUUCCUCAGAUUUCCCUGUUUUGCAUCAUCUACUGGACUCCGACUGUGAAGAAGCACACAUCAUUCUCCUCUUAAAAGAAACGCUGAGCAGAGAUGUACAGACGCUCGCAUUCAUACAAACUCGUACAGCUGGACACUUUCACCCGAAUGAUGUCACGUCUGGGUUCUGAGAAGGAGGCGUGCAGUUCUGCCGCUCGUGUAAACAAACAAACAAACAAACCAAACAAACUGCUGCUUGCUGUACGAGGCGCAGACGCCCGGCUGUGCGUACGUGUGGCGCAUCAGGCUUUCAUGCUGCAAUAUGAGGACUGAAAACAUAUCUCACAAUUUUCCCAUUUAGUCAUGACAGGCUUGUGAGGAUGUGUAUUGAUGUUUCUCCUUACAUAGGAAGAAAAAUACUCUUUUUUUCACAGAGACUGCAAUGUAUAGCAUGAUGGAUGUUCUAUUGAGAUGGAAGGAGGGAGAUUGCGAUGAUCGGUGCGUUUAGGAGCAGUAAGCGACUCGGUCUGACUGAGUUUUGCUGGUCUAUAAAAGGCACAAUGAAGGAGCUGAUCUCCCCCUUCUUUCCUCUGAUAAGCUCUUUUAUUCGACCCUUUUGUAUCUCGUUUUUCUCUUCAAAGACUCAAAAACAAACCUUCGAGUCUCCUCUCUCGCUGUCACUGUGAGCCUCGUGGUGUUGACGACCGAUGCCAGCUGAGGUUGAGGAGGACAGCGGGGGUCGAGGUGCCUCGGGGUCACGACCUUACGUGUUUGCUGUUUUGCGGCUACGCAUUAACGCCCGCUGAGCGCCGCUUCACCAACCCACUUGCACACAGGGGCGGUAUUCAGUGUCAGGAUUCAACGCUGUCACAUUCAGCUGUACGCUUAAUGCUGUAAUUGACCGGCUGUGCUUCUGUUAUUCUGAUAAAAUCUGCGGCUCGCUCGCUGAGUCAUAGCUGAAUCCUUUUCCGAGCAUGUCCACUCAUAGUGAUUCAGUGAAACUGGCAUGAACUCUCUCUGUGCUCGCAGAAAUAUUGUCACCUUAACCCUAAACUGAGAAUUAAUCAGUUUCUUUUUUGAAAACUUGCUGCAAUGUAGUCUUAAUUUAUAUGACAAUGAUAACUCUGUUAUGUUAAUAUGUUUAAUCCUAUUUAUUUCCUCUCUGCCUGCAUUCUUAUGUGAAUGUAUGUCUGGGUUAUGUCAUGCAUGGCCAGGUGUUGUGUUCUUUUUUUGAUAUCUCAGUUGGGCUGCAUUUUGCACAGUUCAGUCUUUCCCAGGUGGACUUUGUUCUUUUUAAAAAUCCUCUCCCGGGAUUUUUCAUUUAUGUCAGAGUGUGGAUGGAAGAGGAAGGCUGGCUCGGGUUACUGAUGGUGUGAAGCAGUUCAGGCCAACAAAUAAGAAGACUGAAACCUGUCUUAGCAUGAAAUCUUUAACUGCUACAAUGUCUGUAAGGAUCAUUUUGACCUCUUUUUUUAUUAAUAUUAUUUGCACAUGAAUUUCAAUAAUUAUUAUAAAUCCCAAAUGAAUCUGCAAUGAUUGGAUCAGUAAUUUAUUAGCUUUGGUAAGUACAGAAAUAGCCAAUAUUGAGUCAGAGUUGUGUCAGAAAACAGUAAAAAAACAAAAACUAUUUAUGAUAUUAUGAUUUAAUAAGUUUUUCAAAACAUUUUAAUGCUAAAAUGACAAUAUCAGACAGUUACAUCAUUUUUAAAAGCAAGAAAAAAGGGUACAUUCAACACUUAUUGCGGUUCUAUGAUUAAGAUUGUUAAAAAGUACUACAGGGGCAUGUCUGAAACUUUAAGAUCAGGGUGGCCCAACGCAAGUGCUGACAAAGGCAGAGGUUUCAGUGUUUUGCUUAAGCACACACAUGAAUACCAUCACUCUUCAUGUUUACAUAAUGUUAAAAAAUAAUAAUUUAUUAUGUUAGUCUGACAGAAACUGGACUUAAAAAUUACAUGUAAACACAUUAGUCCAACAGAGACUGCACCAAGUUGAAUUUCUUAAAAUUGGACAUACAUAUCCACAUGACAUAACCAGUGACUAAUGUCCUCUAUAUGUACCUAAACUUAAUUAGCCUAAGCAUUCUGCAUGAAGUCAAACAGCACAAGUAACAACUCAGAAGAAGACACAAGUAAAGUUGAAAGAGACACAGUUGUGUUAUCGUGCACAUGAUUGAUUGAUUGAUUGAUAAGAAAUGCACAAAGCUGUUAAGUCGACCAUGUUUCCCUAUUUGACGCAAAACAAGUUAGCGUCUUGCUAACUUGUUUGUUGAUUGUUUUGUAUUUGAGAAACGAUCAACCAAAAGAAGGUCCAGUGGUAACUACAUGGAAGAGGGCGUGUCGCCACCAAGUGUAGCAAAGUUAAGACAGACUUUCAAUAAAUCGGUUCUUACCUGGUGUUUGUAGACUGGGAGAAGGACAGUAGUCUGGUUUAAACACCUAGUUGAGCUUGAUCUAGCUUAACCUGUAAACAUACAGACUUUAUUAGUUGACAUUGGCUUGUGUGGACUUUUAGCAGUAAAAAGAUACACUACAGAAUGGUGACACGUGACUCUUAGCUUUAUUCUUCUUGAGCUCAUAAGAUGUUUGUCCAAAAUCACAAUUUAACACACCAACAAAAAGGAGUGUGCUAUGCUGGUAAAGCAAAGAAAGCUACCUGUAGCCUGCUUAACACAAGACCCGCCUUUGCCAAGACAUCUAGCCAAUCAUAGUUGGGGAUUUUGAGGCGGCAGCAGGGGUGGCAUGUCCAAAAGGGGACAGUGCCACCAUUGUACACCCAUUUGGACACGCCCCUGGAUCUUUCCAAUAAGAAACACUUGGGACUCUUAUUUUAAUAAAAACUGAAAAUAAUCAAGAGUUCUUCAUUACCAUUGUAAUCACUGUAACCUAAUUCGGUACAAACAUGAAAUUAAGGCUAAGCAAUAGAUUAUUUUACAAUUUUAAGUAAGAUUGGACGUUUCUUUUUGAAGUUGGUACAGCUUAUAACAAAAAGUAAAGGUCAAAAUGACUCCUUCGGUAUCUACUGGGUUAAAUCUUUCUGUUUGGGACAGAAGUGGUUCAACAAAACAAAAAGAUAUGAACCGUGAAACAGAUAAGGCUGCUGGAAUGACGCGGUGUGUGACCCAGUGUUUAUCAGGGCGAAGUUAGAGAGCAACCCUGACACGGUGAAGAAUGCGACAGUCUUUGCAGCUGUCUUGAGGACAGCUGGACGACUGUCACAUGUGCUAACUUGGCUUCUCAGAGAGUUACCCCCCCACCCUUCCUAGUCUUCUUCACCAUCAGAUUGAGGAAGAAUUGAGUCCAGUAAGCUGUGCAUCGAUAAGGGCAGACACCGCAGUGCUUUUUUCACCAUAGUGUCAAUAAUGCACAUAGAGAAAAAAAAGAAAAAAUCAUUGCAAGUUUCAAAGACCAAAAAGAGAGAAUGUCUUAAAACACUUGCAUAUGUGUUCACUCUGAUCAGUGUUUUUGUCUCUGUGUCUGUCUAUGUGACCUGAACAUUGACGUUUUGCAUUUGAAUAUUAAUGGAAUCAUUGAAUUUCAAUGUAAGAGGUAAUGUUUCGGUGGGAUUUGUAUAUAUUUUUCAAAUGUCCUUCCUUGUGGAGUCAUGAAGCCAAUCAAAUCUGUCGGAUCAGUUUGUAAAAAGGAAAAAAAAAAAGAAAAACACUCAGUAAAUUCCUGCUCGGCUCCUUGAGCCACCCAAGAGUUCAUCCUUUUAUUGGCCAUUUCCAAAGCUUCUAUAGGGACCCUUGUGGCUCCAUAAUGUUGACCUCCUCCGACCGCUGAAAACAGCCGCUGGCUCGACCAAUCAGAUACGAGCCUCUCCUUCCCAUAGGUCCCAAGUUUCCCCAGCAACAGCGAGUAAUGAAUGCCCCCUUCAAUUUGCACCUAAUUGCUGAGUGGCAUUUCCCCAUUUCUGCCCCUGCCCUCCUCUUUAUCCCGUAUUUUAUCUGGAUAAUCCAGCUGGCUCUCACUGGAGCGCAGUAUCUCGCCUCGUGUGAUGAUGUAAAUUAGACAGAAAAAAAUACUGUCAGUGUGCAUCAGUUUCAUUUUUUUGUCAUGUAAGAGUUUAAUUUCUAUUUUUAUGGCAUUAUUUUGUACAUGUGAUUUUUUUCACAAUGUGAAAUUCAUGGCUAAUAAACAUAAGAGUUUUUUCCUCUUGACUGUAACA
Messenger RNA from Xyrichtys novacula (pearly razorfish), 18521 nucleotides. The record is from the annotation of a GenBank genome assembly. Lineage: Eukaryota; Metazoa; Chordata; Actinopteri; Labriformes; Labridae.